Molecule: messenger RNA, 652 nt
Organism: Metopolophium dirhodum (rose-grain aphid)
Lineage: Eukaryota; Metazoa; Arthropoda; Insecta; Hemiptera; Aphididae
Exons: 2
Coding region: 9-596 (195 amino acids)
Source: RefSeq, a predicted model, not a curated record
UAAUUUGUAUGUGUCUGAUAGUCGUUUUGACUUACCUCAAUGAACGUUUAGAUACUUCUGCAUUAUCAGAGUUAAAACCUUUAAGAAAGUUUAGUGAAUUUGUUACUCCUGAUGAACUUAAAAGAUGUCACAGAUUGAUUUGCCUAGAUUAUCAGUUAAUAGAUUUUGUUGCAUCGUAUCAAGAGGCUUGCACGAUUGAAGAACUUAAAGGCCAUAUUUCAAUAAAUAUUUUAAAAAUUGUGUUAAAAAAUGAAAACUGGAAGUCACUUAGUACUUCAUUGGCCAGAAUUUUUGCUGCUAAACCUCAUUCUGCAGAUGUAGAACGGUUAAUUUCCUGUUAUAACAUUAUGAAAACCUCAAGAAGAAUUUCUUUAACGCCAGAAACCAUUAAAGAUUCUCUUCAUAUUCGAAUUAAUAUGGUAACUGUCAAUAAUUUCAAUCCAGAACCAGCUGUAUUAUUAUGGUUGAAUAAAAAAGAUAGACAUAGCAAAAAACACACGAAGGCCACCCAACAAGAGUACUUUGAAGGUGUUUUUCCCGAAGCUAAACGUCAAAAAAACCAAAAUUUAUCAGAAGUUAAUCGUAUAAUGUUCUAAUAAAGUUAAUAUUUAAAAAUAUUUGUUUUUAAAGUUCCUUUAUAUUAGUAAAAUAC